AUGAAUAUUCGUCAACGAUCUUCAAUAAGUCCUUCUCAAAUUAGCAGAGAUAUUCUCUACACUGACUGGCAUCAGCAUGUGUUCCUUCUGUUCAGUUUUAUGCAAUAUCACCACCUUAAAUUUACCUGGUAUCGAUCAAUGAGGACUACGAAAAUCUGCUUACGAAAGUUUGCAGCAAAAAGUGGUGAUUAG
Messenger RNA from Brugia malayi, 192 nucleotides. RefSeq lists its product as uncharacterized. The record is from RefSeq and is a predicted model, not a curated record. Bases 1 to 192 code for a protein of 63 amino acids. The transcript has 2 exons. Lineage: Eukaryota; Metazoa; Nematoda; Chromadorea; Rhabditida; Onchocercidae.